AUGGACGGCAUCGAGCUGUUCGACUGCAAGAUGUUCAGCAUGUCGCCCAACGAGGCAAAAUCUAUGGAUCCGCACCAGCGACUGAUCCUAGAAGUAGGCUACGAAGCGCUCUAUAACAUGGGCCAAAGGAAGAACACCCUGGUGAACUCGGCCUGCGGCGUCUACGUGGGCUGCGGCAAUGUGGAGUGGUCCAUGGUGCCUCGCGAUCAGGACCAGGGUGCCUUUGCCGCCACCGGCGGAGCUCUGUCCAUCAGCUCAGGGCGAUUCUCCUUCACGCUGGGUCUGAAGGGCCCGAGUAUGACCAUCGACACGGAUGCAUCAUCUGGUGCCACGUCCAUCUACCUGGGAGCCGAAGCAGUUCAGCGCAAAGGAGACGCGCCACUCCGAACGAGUUUUCAGUUGCCAUUGCGGCCCACUUGCUGCUAG
Messenger RNA from Effrenium voratum, 426 nucleotides. Lineage: Eukaryota; Dinophyceae; Suessiales; Symbiodiniaceae. The record is from the annotation of a GenBank genome assembly.